AGGUAUAGUUUUAAGCAAACCAGAUCCAAGAUCAUGGCACAUUUCUAUGGAACGGAGAAAGCUGAUCAUGAAACACAGCUAGACCAAGCUGACGUGUCCUUAUGUGAAUGGGAGCCAGAAAACGUUGAGAACUCCGAUCUAAACAGUGGCUUCUCUCUUGACACGGACAUGCCGCUGGAAAAAAUGGAACUAGACUUGGAGCUCCAGCCGAGUUCAAGCACCACAGAUGGCAGCAUCUUGAGAAGAUCCAACAGCGCCCCUGUGAUCAAUGGGCUUGGUGAUAAUUCACAGAUGUUCCAAGCUGACACGCUAAGAGCUAGAGGAAACAGUAUAACAUCCAUAACCCAACACUGUAUGGAGGAAGGCAUGGAUUUAAUAAAUAGAGAAGCAAUGCGUACAUGGGAGGUACAAACCGCAAUACAGAUAGGUCAACCUUGGAAAGAAAAUUCGAACCUGGAUGAUGAGAGCUCCGCAGCGUGGACAACGGCUAACUCAAGUGACAGCAACCUAGAGAAGCCAGCUUCUCCAAAGUGCUUUGAUUUAUCCCCAGCAGCUUCUCCCCCUAUGGGGAUUGAGCAGCUGUGUUCUUCUACGUCAUCGCAAACUUGUAUGAGUUGCACCGGUUCACCUCUGGCUCCUGUUGCUAAUCCUAUGGAAGAAUUUGCAAUAAGAAGAAGUCAAAGCCCCACCAACACUAUUACACCAAGUAUUCUUGGACCAUUAAAAAGAAAAGCUGAAAUGGCAUUUGAAGAUCAGCCAAAGAGAUUUUUCCAAGGCCCAACCGACGUGCUUCCUUCUGAUACUAACCAGGUGUCUGAUAUGAAUGCCUGCUGAACAUCUAUUACAGGCCAGGAACUACGUCAGGAGCUGCGCAGAGAUACCAAGAUGAAUAACGUGCAGGCCCCGCCUUCAAGAAACUCAACUGACCAACUGAUGAAACAAAAUAAAUAUUUAAGCUCCCUCUACGGUAAUGUAUAUAAAGUGCCAGGGAAUUAGAAGACCACAUGAAUAAUUCUCCCUGGAAGAGAGGCCAGGAGAUGACAUUGGAGGUAGUCCUUAAAGGAAAAAAGGGUACACACUUCUGUGUUGGGGGGGUGUAGGGAGGGAGGACAUUCAGACUUAGGGAACAGCACAGGCAAAGGCACAAAAAUGUGAAGGUAAGGGGGAACGCUGGGAAGGCUGUGGCCCACAGGCCGUCCUAGGAUCAUCACUCUACUUUACAGCCAUAUACUUUAUAGCAUGCCUGUAGCUCAUAAUAGUGUCAGUGGGUUUUUUUUCCCUGAACUGAAAGGGCCUAUCAGCAUUUCUAUAAGUAAUAAUAUUUACCAUUUGUAUAAUUCAUAACAGAUUACAAACUUUUUAUUAAUUACAUAUACUGAAGGAAUUAAUAUAUGUAAACUUUUAGCACUUACCGUAGGCCAGGCAAUGUGCUAAGUGUUUGUUGUUAUUGUUAAAUGAGGAAGAGACUAGACUGAGACAAAACACAUCCGCAGGUCUCUUGCCUCCCAGUCCUGUGUUUUAUACCAAACUAACUGUCCACUUCAAUAAAGCAAAACAAAGAUUAUUCUGAAAAGCAUCUGAUUAAAUAAUUCUCAGUUUUUAUUUGCCAUGAAUUUCUUUUGCCGAGAGCCAUACAUAUUUCUAUUUGGAUAAUGUGCUCUCAGAAGUUUGGUAUGUUAU
Messenger RNA from Equus quagga, 1680 nucleotides. Its product is annotated as P2R1A-PPP2R2A-interacting phosphatase regulator 1-like. NCBI's taxonomy places the organism in Eukaryota, Metazoa, Chordata, Mammalia, Perissodactyla, Equidae. Gene Ontology annotation, molecular function: protein serine/threonine phosphatase inhibitor activity. The record is from RefSeq and is a predicted model, not a curated record. Gene Ontology annotation, cellular component: cytoplasm; nucleus. Gene Ontology annotation, biological process: mitotic G2/M transition checkpoint. The coding region runs from base 34 to 834 and encodes 266 amino acids. The transcript has 11 exons.